Messenger RNA from Cuscuta epithymum, 1238 nucleotides. The record is from the annotation of a GenBank genome assembly. Lineage: Eukaryota; Viridiplantae; Streptophyta; Magnoliopsida; Solanales; Convolvulaceae.
GGAAUUGCGGAAGCACGAAGGGUCAAAGGUCGAAGACGUUGUAGCGGAGCUGCGACGGAGCCACCAGCCGACCUGCGGCCACCAGACGCGUCGCCUCCCUCCGUUCACGCGUUCAGGGCCCUGCGUUGGCCAUCUUCCCUCUACGGCUCUCUGAGUCCGACUCUGCCUUCUGCGGCUCUGCGACUAUGCCUCCACCUCCAGUUUCUCCAUUAGUUAAAAUGAGUGACGAAGAGGUAAAAGGUUCUGCUGAUCAGGAUAGGGAAGAAAUAAAUGUUAGUGUGGAAAACCGGAAAAAGAAAAGGAAGCUAAAACUAAGGGAGGAAGCUAAGAAGGCUGGAAAACGUGGAGUUUGCUACAUCAGCCGGGUGCCUCCACACAUGGAUCCUGUGAAGCUCCGUCAAAUUCUGUCUCAAUUUGGUGAGAUUCAGCGAAUUUAUCUUGUUCCUGAAAAUCCAGCUGCACAAAUGAAUAGUAAACGGGCUGAUGCUUAUCGUGGACAAGGAUUUUCAGAAGGGUGGGUUGAAUUCACAAAAAAGAGCAUAGCUAAAAGGGUCGCUAAGAUGUUAAACGGUCAACAAAUAGGUGGCAGGAAAAGAUCAGCAUUCUACUAUGAUCUUUGGAAUAUCAAGUACUUGAGUAAAUUCAAGUGGGAUGAUCUUACUGAAGAGACUGCGCAUAACAAUGCCGUUCGGGAGCAGAAGUUAACAUUGGAACUGUCAGCUGCGAAGAAGGAACGAGAUUUCUUCCUCACACAAGUUGACAAAGCCCGUGCCUUGAGUGCUAUUGAGGAACGGUUAAAAAAGAAGCAGAAAGUAGUAGAAAAGUCAGUAGAGUCUUCAGGCAUUCCAGAAAAAGCGGAUGGGCCAAGAAAGUUCAUUAGGCAUUUCCACCAGAAGGCGGCAGUGGCAGCAGGAGGAGCUGGAGAAAGGCAAACUAGACUGUCUAAGGAUACACUAGCGGCAGUGUUUGGUGGCCCAUCGUGAUUGCAUUUUCUGCUGCAUGAGUGUAAAAUAUUUGUCUCAGGGAUGAGGUGUCAAGGAUACAACAUUUGAUGAUUUCUUGUGAUUCCCUUCAUGAAGUACUGUUUUUUUACAUAUAUUAUGAUUCUUGUUCAUAGAAACUGUUGUUUACUCUGUCUCUUUCCUGGAAAAGAAACGUUUUUUAUUUAGUGUUGAAAAGAUGAGCAUUUUAUUUUAUACACAUACAUAUAUGCAGUGUUUUUUUAGUGGCAGCGCCUA